AUGUACGACCAAGAUGUUUUUGCCUCGGUGGAGCGAUGUCCCAUGUAUUCUUCCUUCUUCGCGGCGAUGGGAAUCGCAUUCGCAAUCAUAUUUACAACAUUCGGCGCAGCCUAUGGCACUGCUAAGUCGUCCAUUGCCAUCUUCUCCAGCGGUGUCCUUCAUCCCGAUCGAUUGAUGCAGAACACUCUAUGCUCGAUUAUGGCUCAAAUCCUCUCCAUAUAUGGGCUCGUCGCCGCAGUUAUAAUGUCCAACUCGGUUAAAGAGAAAAUGGCCGCCCACACAGGUUUUAUGCAGCUUGGUGCCGGAAUGGCUGUUGGCCUGUGUGGGUUGGCGGCUGGUUUUGCAAUUGGUAUUAUUGGAGAUGCCGGUGUGCGAGCGAGUUCCCAACAGCCUCGACUGUACGUUGGCAUGGUUCUCAUUCUCAUUUUUGCCGAAGUCCUGGGCCUCUAUGGAGUGAUUGUUUCGAUUCUCAUGAUUACAAAGUCCAACGAAGAUGUCACGGUUUGCAAAUAUUAG
Trichoderma gamsii is the source of this 516-nucleotide messenger RNA. Its product is annotated as V-type H+-transporting ATPase 16kDa proteolipid subunit. Gene Ontology annotation, molecular function: proton-transporting ATPase activity, rotational mechanism. Gene Ontology annotation, biological process: proton transmembrane transport. Lineage: Eukaryota; Fungi; Ascomycota; Sordariomycetes; Hypocreales; Hypocreaceae. Bases 1 to 516 code for a protein of 171 amino acids. Gene Ontology annotation, cellular component: proton-transporting V-type ATPase, V0 domain. The record is from RefSeq and is a predicted model, not a curated record. The transcript has 5 exons.